AUGCCGGACACGCCACCAAAGCCCUUCCGCCUGCCGGAUACAUUCUGGGAGCCGACGCCGCUGCAGGCACAGCUGGCAAAGGAGAAGAUCACGUUCCGUGAUCUUGACAUCAUUCAGCACUUCCUGGCCGACAAUGGGUAUAUCUUACCACGGCGGACAACCAUGCUUUCUCGCAAGAAGCAGAAGGAGUUGGUGGCGGCGGUGGUGACUGCUCAGCACUUGGCCUUGCUGCCAUACAGGGCAAAGCUGAAGGACUACCAGGUCAUGCCGCUGAUGGAUCCUCUCCAAUGGAUGGCUGAUCGUUUAACAGACCGCGUCCGUGAGGACAAGGAUCUGCGAAGCCGCGCGAUGCUCCAGGUCAUGAUGGAACGCUAUCCCGAGCUCAACUACAGAAACUUCCUGAAGCACGAGGCAAGUUUUUGCGCGCUAUGA
This is a messenger RNA of Symbiodinium natans, 432 nucleotides long. Lineage: Eukaryota; Dinophyceae; Suessiales; Symbiodiniaceae. The record is from the annotation of a GenBank genome assembly.